Messenger RNA from Chelonus insularis, 2047 nucleotides. RefSeq names its product beta-glucuronidase-like. The record is from RefSeq and is a predicted model, not a curated record. The coding region runs from base 22 to 2004 and encodes 660 amino acids. Gene Ontology annotation, biological process: glucuronoside catabolic process; carbohydrate metabolic process. The transcript is spliced from 7 exons. Gene Ontology annotation, molecular function: beta-glucuronidase activity; carbohydrate binding. Lineage: Eukaryota; Metazoa; Arthropoda; Insecta; Hymenoptera; Braconidae.
AACAUAUUUUUUAAAUACACAAUGUCGUUACAACUGUUUUUUAUAUUCCUUAUAACUUUAUCAAAAAUUUCAUCAAAUGUCAAAUCUGAAGAAAUUAAAAGCUUACCUGGGCUAUUAUAUCCUCAAGAAAAUAUGUAUCGAGAGGUAAAAUCUUUAGAUGGACUCUGGGACUUUGGUAUCAUACGAAAUAGUAUCAAUACAAUCAAAAAUGGUACAAUCAUUCAAGAAUGGAUUGAAAAAAACUUCUGGAAUACAAAAGCAGAGAUGCAAAUGCCAGUUCCAUCGUCUUAUAAUGACAUUACGACAUCAGCAGAAAUAAAAGAUCAUGUUGGUACAGUAUGGUAUGCCAGAAACUUUUAUGUUCCGUAUACUUGGACGAAAAGUAGAAUAUUCAUUCGAUUUGGCUCAGUUAAUUAUUAUGCAUCUGUGUGGAUAAACAACCAGAAAGUGAUGGACCAUGAAAUGGGACAUCUUCCCUUUGAAGCGGAAAUAUCUCAGUUCUUAAAAUUUAACAGGAAAAAUCGCAUAAUUGUCACAGUAGAUAAUAUUCUUUCCGAAACGAGUGUUCCUCAAGGCAAACUUUCUGAAGCUCAUGUAGAUAAUGGCACUGCUUGGGUCCAAUCUCAUAUAUUUGAUUUCUUCAAUUAUGCUGGAAUUCAUAGACCAGUGUUACUUCACACAAAACCCAAAGUUUAUAUUGAAGAUAUCACAAUAAAAACGUCAACUUCAGGAGAUACAGGAAUUGUAAAGUAUAUGAUACAAGUUGCAGGAUAUGAUGAUGAAGAGCUUGUAGAUUGUUCAGUAAUUCUUCGUGAAGAAAGUGGAAAAUUAGUAACUGAAAAUUCAGUUCAUGGAUUUUCCGGAACUAUAAAAGUACCUAACGCUAAACUUUGGUGGCCUAGAGGAAUGAGUAGUCGACCUGCUUACAUGUAUACACUAGAAGUCUCAAUAUCUGUCAACAACUUAUCAAUAUCUGACAUUUACCGGCUUCCAGUUGGAAUUAGAACACUAAAAUGGACUAAUACAAGUCUAUUACUUAAUAAUAAGCCUGUAUAUAUGAGAGGGUUUGGUCGUCAUGAAGAUUCUGUACUGAGAGGACGGGGAUUGGAUUUAGUUACAAUGACAAGAGAUUAUGAGUUACUGAAGUGGGUGGGAGCUAAUGCUUACCGAACUAGUCAUUACCCAUACAGUGAUGAAGUUAUGGACAUGGCAGACAGACAAGGAUUUCUCAUCAUUGAUGAAUGUCCCUCCGUUGAUACUGAAAACUUUAACCCAACCCUUCUAGCAUUGCAUAAAUCAUCAAUUUCACAACUCAUUCGCAGAGAUAAGAACCGACCUUCUGUUAUCAUGUGGUCGAUCGCAAAUGAGCCACGAAUAUGGAAACCAAAAUCUACAUUAUAUUUCAAAGAAAUUGCUAGACACACAAAGACCCUUGAUUCGACACGACCAGUUACUGCUGUUGUUUCAAAAGGUCCAGAAAAAAAUUCAAUCGGCCAAUUCUUAGAUAUUAUUUGCUUCAAUAAAUACAAUGCGUGGUAUGACAAUACUGGUGAAUUAAAUAUGAUAACAAAUCAAGUAAUAGAUGAAGCCAAAGCUUGGUAUACUAAAUUUGAAAAGCCUAUCAUCAUAAGCGAAUAUGGAGCAGAUGCAAUAGCUGGCUUUCAUGAGUUACCUGAAUAUCUUUGGAGUGAAGAAUAUCAAACUGCUUUGCUUUCCCAACAUUUUAAAGCUUUUGAUUAUCUUCGUAAUAAUUACAAUUGGUUCAUUGGAGAAUUGAUUUGGAACUUUGCAGACUUUCAAACACCUCCAUCACCUAAAAGAGCAGGAGGUAAUAGAAAAGGAAUAUUUACAAGAAAUAGAGCACCAAAAAUGGCUGCUCAUCUGGUGAGAAAGAGGUACCACAUCUUAGCAUUUGAAAUUGAUCAACAAAAUCCACCUGACGAUCUUGAGUAUUACAUUUCAAGUCAUACUCCUAGUUGCAUGUUUACAAUAUUCAAUAUGUAAUAGUUUAUGAAUAAAAAUAUAUUUCCGCCAUUCUGAUGAAAAA